AGGAGGUGCUGCGGGGCGGGAGCUCACGGAUCAGUGUGCGCGUGUGCCCUUCGUCUGUGUGUGUGCUUGUGCGGGUCUGUGUGAGUGUGUGUGAGUGUGUGUGUACGCGCGUUAUCCCCUCCCUCACAGCGAGCGCGAGCUACGGAGAGAAGAGACGGAGCAGAGUAAACGGCUGUCGGUGUGAACGUGAACGGACUCCGCUGUUUACUGCUAGUGUUGUUGCAGAGAUCGGAGUGCGUUCGGUUAAUGUUUUCGUUCCGCGCGAGGAUGAGGACAAUGAGCGUGUAAGUGAACUAAACCCACCGGAACACGGAUCUGCUCGCUAGAGGAAACUCCAGUUUUUGGAUCGUGUGUGAGUGAGUGAGAGAGAGAGAGAGAGAGAGAGAGAGAGAGAGAGAGAGAGAGAGAGAGAGAGAGUGGACGAGUCUUCGCUAUAACGGAGCGGCGGAGCGACAACACGGUCCCCACAAUGAGUGAAAACGACUGACUGAAAAAGGGUGACUUUUUAUUGGUGACUCCGAAGGCUCGAAGCGUUUCUGUGCUCCGAGAUCUGACGGACGUCCGAUCACGACCUCUGACAUACCGCCAGUCAUCCAAUCAGAACUGCAAAGUCGAGAUUCACCAAUUAGAAUUAUUGGAGCCUACCAAGAUUUCUCAGCUGAGACAUCAGUAACAAGCUGAGAACCUCCAGUGGCCCAGUCAGAACCAGUGUGAACCUCCAGUGGUCCAAUCAGAACCAUUGAGAACCAACAGUAGUUCAGUCAGAACUAUUAGGAACCACCAGUGGUCCAAUCAGAACUAUUAGGAACCACCAGUGGUCCAAUCAGAACUAUUAGGAACCACCAGUGGUCCAAUCAGAACUAUUAGGAACCACCAGUGGUCCAAUCAGAACCACUGAGAACCAACUGUAGUUCAGUCAGAACUAUUAGGAACCACCAGUGGUCCAUUGAGAACGAACAUUUAUGUAAGCAGGACCAAUAAACUGAACCAUUUCUACAAAAGCUCUAUCACUUCUACCAGUUCAUCAAUCCUCUGAACCACCAAUCAGAUCCAUCACUGUAUACCAAGAAGCACCAUUUCUUCAAUCAGAGAACAUCUGGAACCAGUUCGUUUGGGUUUUUUUCCAACAUCUGGAACUAUCAGUCAUCUAAUCAGGACCGUCGCCGUCCGACCGGAACCAAAUACGGUCGGCAGAAAUUUUCUGAUUUCUAUCCAGUCAUAACAAGGAUACCUGGAGAAAUGGGUGGGGCUAAAGUCCUACUCAUGAUGCUGGUGAUUGGUCUGGAAAAUGUGAACUGUGUGAACUGGAACCCGAUCCCACGCAAGACCAUCCGAUAUCACGAAGUGAUUGACAGCAUGGCGCGUUUCCGGUCAGUGGGUGUGUUUAACUACACCAUGUUGACUCUGUCAGAGCACGAGCGUGUCCUGUACGUCGGCGCCAGAGAGACGCUAUUCGCUCUUGACCCCAAUGACAUCACACGACAGCUCCGCCCACAGAUUGACUGGCCGGCCCCUGUGGAGAAGAAGAAAGAGUGUGCUGAGAGAGGAAAAAACAACCAGACGGAGUGUUUUAACUACAUUCGGUUCCUUCAGGGUUACAAUCACACUCACAUGUACACGUGUGGAACCUAUGCCUUCCAGCCCAAGUGCACCUACAUCAACGUGGAUCAUUUCACUCUGAACAGCGCCACCCUGGAGGACGGGAAGGGCAAGUGUCCCUAUGAUCCAGCUAAAGGCCACACCGGCCUCAUCGUGGAUAAGGAGCUGUACUCUGCCACUCUGAAUAAUUUCUUGGGCACGGAGCCGGUGAUCCUGCGCAACCUGGGACUGCAGCACUACAGCAUGAAGAGCGAGUACCUGCCGUCCUGGCUCAACGAGCCGAACUUUGUGGGGUCUGCUCUGGUGCGUGAGAGCAGGAACAGCCGUGAGGGAGACGAUGAUAAAAUCUACUUUUUCUUCAGCGAGAGAGCCGUGGAGCUCGACUGUGACGGAGACCUGACUGUAGCUCGAGUGGCCCGUGUGUGUAAGGGUGACCAGGGGGGAACUCGGACACUACAGAAGAAGUGGACAACGUUUCAGAAGGCUCGUUUGGUUUGUUCCCUGCCCGAGCGCCACAUCACCUUCAACCACCUUCAGGCCAUCUUCACCAUGCAGGGAGCUGAUUGGAGGAGCACAGUCUUCUACGGAGUUUUUCACGCCCAGUGGGGGGACGUGGACGUCUCGGCCGUGUGUCAGUACCACAUCGGAGAGGUGAAGAGUGUGUUCGAGGGCCCGUAUAAGGAAUACGAGGCGUCUCAGAGAUGGGGGAGAUACACCGGGGUCGUCCCGAACCCACGGCCCGGAGCGUGUAUCACUAACUUUGACAGAGAGAACGGCUAUAACAGCUCGCUGCAGCUGCCGGAUGCGACGCUGAACUUCGCUAAGAAGCAUCCGCUGAUGGAGCUGAGGGCCGAGGCUCGACCCCUGAUGCUCACCAAGGGAGUGAACUUCACACGGAUCGCGGUGGACCGAGUGAACGCCCUCGACCAGAGAGCGUACAGCGUGCUCUUUAUUGGAACAGCUGAUGGAUGGCUCCAGCGAGUGGCGAUUGUUGGGUCUGAGGCUCAUGUGAUUGAGGAGAUCCAGCUGUUUGAUUGGCCGCAACCAGUCGAUAGUUUGACCAUCUCACACAGCAAGAAGUACCUGUACAUCGGCUCUCGGUCUGAGGUGUUACAGUUGCCCUUGGCUAACUGCAGUCGUUAUCACUCACAGCCGGACUGCUGGCUGUCCCGAGAUCCGUACUGCGCCUGGGACAGCGAGGGACGAGCCUGUGUCCGCAUCGACCUCCACCGCGGCUCCAUGUCCACUCUCACUCAGGAUCUGAUGCUGGAGAGAUUCAAUCGAGGGUCAAAGGCUAAGUUUGAUAAGCCGGUGUCGAUCCCCAGCCCAGAACAUUCCCGGCUGAGGAACGUGACCGUGGUGGUGGGUUCGGACCUGGUUCUGCCAUGCCAGCUGGUAUCAAACCUGGCACAUCCCUCGUGGGCACUGAACGAGCGCGAGUUGUUACUCUCAUCGGAGUCGGACACUUUGAGUCCCCGUUUCGACCGCGCCCUUCGUGCCUUGGUCAUCCCACAGGCGGGCGCGUCCCAGACCGGACGCUACGUGUGUUACUCGGAGGAGCAGGGAGUAAAGUUCCAGACAGAGCGCUACCAGGUGGCUGUGGUGGCCAGCGCACCUGUGUUUAUGGAAGCGCGGGCGCCGGAUGCCAGCAUGGGGCUGUUCUGGGUGCUGGUGAUCGCGCUGGGUGUCACAUGUCUAGUGCUGCUCGCUGGCGCUCUCUACCUGCGCCGAAGGCUGAAAUUAGCACUGGGGAAAGCGGGAACUGCUGAGAUGAAGCCGUUAGAAAGCACGCUGGUCUACCCGAUAACGCUGCCCAAGGAGACGCCAAGCUUUGUGCCCAGUAAGAUGCCCACCAGCUCAAACAAUGACGAGGAUCGCUUCUGGGAAACCGGCGCCAAUUUUUACUACUCUGACGGAUCGUUGAAGAUUGUGCCUGGACACGCUUCUUCGUCCUCGCCGAGCGCCAUUCCUGGUCAGCCACUACACUCGCCCAGCCGCCUGAGCCUCACCAACAUCCGGAACUCCGGCACCAACGGCUACGUCCGACUCAGCCUGAGCGUGGCGGGUGAGGACCGGGCGAACGGAGGGAUGAGUGCAGGAGGAGUGGGAGGGGUUGGUGGAAAGAUGGGGAUCGGAGCCAGGGAGAACGACUACACAAGUCCCUUCAAGGAGGAGCUACGGAGGACACUGCAGCAGAGAAGCGUCCUCCCUGAUGCCAACCCCGAAGAGUCAUCAGUCUAGAGCACAAACAGAGACACCAAACAGUCACCUACCUCCCUCCUUCACGGAGAAACAUCCUUCCUCUCUCUCUUUCAUUAUUUUCCCUACCUUCCAUCAGACCCAUCUUCUAUCUCUCUCUCUCUCUCUCUCUCUCUCUCUCAGCUAAUGUCAUCAACCCAAUCCAGCAGCUGGCUUGCUAAUGCUAACAGCUAACGCUCAUAUACAGAGUGCAUCAUGAUCUCUCCAUCAAAAUGUUUUUCGUUUCAUGAUGACGGCUAACCGAUUAAAGGCUACAAACUAUUUUUGGCUAGGUUUAGCUGUCACUCAAACACGUGGGAGGAGUCACACCGAUUCGCGUUCCGUCUCGGGACGCGGGAGGGGAGGAGCGGAAAAAAAAAAAACGGGGAAACCUUCCAGCAAGACGACAAUCAUACUUUUUGCAACAAAAAAGUGUGAAAAAGACGAGAGAAGACGAAGUAAAUGAAGGGAGCUGCAACAGAAAGCAACCAACAGACUGUCAGGCUUUUAUAUAAAAAAAACAGCUCGUCUAUUUUACGAUUUUUUUUUUCUUCUGAGAAUGUCUUCGGGCUCAAAGCACUAAUAUAUUGUGACCUUUGUAAUUUAAAGAUUUUUGUCCUACGUAUUUCUGGAACGUUCGGGGUGACGGUGAAGGACGUGGGGACGUUUAUCUUUCUGUCCUUUAUCUCAGACUCGUGAUAUGAACGGAGCCGAGCGUUUGACUCGGAUAAACUGAAGAACUUUGUUUGUGCUGAACCGCAAACUUUACUGUAACUUUACUGUAAAAAAAAAGACAUUUCAACAAGUGCAUUUCUGCAUUUAAACCACUUCUGGGUGUUUCCUUCACCGUGGAUAAACUGACCCUCACCCUGAUUGGACACCAAAAGCUGCACUGCUGCAGCGUUAUCCAAUCAGAGGCUGCGUCCGAUUUCACGCAGAGUCUCGCACCUUCAGAAGCAAAAGACGAGCACGCUUUCUCCUUUUCACAUUUUUUGCUGAACCAGAUGGAGACGCGUGUCAUCCAUCCGUGAGGGUACUGCAGCCGGCUCCACCACCGCUCGCUACUUUCCUGCAUGAAGCUUGACAAAUAUCGUUGUUUUGUUUUUGAUUUGUUUUGUUUUUUUCUCCAAAGUGCAAAAGUUCACCAAGUCUUACUCACGACUCAGACUUUUCGGAAAAAAAAAAAAAAAGAGAGAGAAAAAAAAGAAAAAGACAUCGUGAUUUGUUUUGGUUCAUUUCACUGUGCCUCUUCAGCAUGGGCUAAAGCCAAAGUAGACUGCAGAUGGUUUUAUCUUCUCCUUCUGAUAUUCAUUUCUUUUUUUUUUUCUUAUCAUUAUUAUUAUUAUUAUUAAUAUUAUUAUUAUUAUUGUUCUUUCUUAUUUAAGUUUGGAGUCCGUCCACUGCACAGAAAAGGACUGUUCUGCUACCCGAGCGUCCCUGAGUUGUUUGCUUUGUCAUUAAUCUCUUUUUUGAUGGAGAAAAGUUGAUAUGUGGCAUGACAGCUUUAAGGUGUUUUUUUUUCCCCCCAAGCAGCUCUCUGUUCUGUUUGCCCGAUAUCAAAUACGAUGAAAAGAGAAAAAGAAAAAGACAGAAACUGUAACGGAGAAAUGAAAAGGUAGCUGAGAAUUUUUCACAGAAGAUUAGCGUUUCUUAAUUCGUCGGACGCUCCGUCGUUCGUGCACGAGCUAAAAAUAUCGAACAGAUUUCUCAGGGUGGAGCUUUUUAAACAUCUUAAGGAUCGACGCUGGCUGCAGGCGGGCGUGUGCCGACCGACGGCUGCCCGGUAAAACUGCAUUAAUGUUUAAUAACAGUGUUAGUUUAGGUGUUUACGUUCGGGGGAAAAAAACAACACGUGUUUUUUUUUUCCCUCUCGCACCACAGCAGCUUGUCAAUGAUCACAAUGAAUUAAUUAACAAAAUUAGACUUAGGAGGUCACAUUAAUAACAUUUUAAAAAACGCAGCUUGUCACGUUACUGAAAAUAAACUCAGACUCUUCCAAAUCGCUGACGCUGGAGCAACGAAACGUUUGGCAGGCUGACGAUCGCUAGGGUUUUGACAGCUUACAAGUCCCUGUAGGCGAGCUGUUGCUAUAGAAACAGUUGGAAUGUUUUAGCCUAGUGGUUAAGGUGUUGGUCAACCAAUCGGAAGGUUGAGUUCAAAUCCCAGGUCCACCAAUCUAGCACCUCUGGGCCGCUGAGCAAGGCACUAAGCCCUCAAUUUCCCAGUCGUAUAAAACGAGAUAAAAAAGUCGCUCUGGAUAAGUGCGUCUGCUAAAUGUCGUAAACUCAACGAAAUGUAAACGACGACGUAUUAGAACCAGCGCAUUAACGUUACACCUGUAACAACGUCCCAGCUGCCGUAACAGAAAACGAGCCUCUCCGGACCAACCAGAUUAGAGAAUAUUCGACAGCUGCGUGGUCUAAUUGUGUUUCUAAUCGCACGAGAACGCAAAACGGCUACAGAGUCCCUUAACCGCGUUAGCGUUUGAACGAACAAAACGGAAGCGCCUCACGUAGCGUGCAAACAUUCCAAAGCAGACGGUUUUCUAAAUUAGAAAGUGUAUUAAAAUCGUAGCAAAACCAGAAAAGUCCUGCAACAAACACAGGACCUAGAAGACUUUGGCGGUCACCAUGGCAACCUGGUGGAUACGGAUACCGCCUGUAAUCUCGGAGAUGUACAAAAGGUACGCAGGAGCUACAAGAACACAGAAAGACAAUUAGACACUAAGUGUAACUUCAGUCUUGUGAAAUAAAAACAACACCAAAAACGCCUACGCUAACUGACUACAGUACGUGGUGGGGGGUGGGGGGAUGUCCAAAAAAAUAUCGUAACGAAAUUGUAAAACGUAGCAUUGAACGCGAUUAAAACGUAGCAUCGAACACCCCACUGCAUCCCUCAGACACUUCUCCAAAAUAAGACUGACUUUAAACUCAAGUGGUCUUUAACAGGAAGUUAAUUAGGACGUGUUACGGUGCACUCGAAGGGUUCCAGGCCAGAACGGAACUCGGGCGUGUCUUUCGUCGGCUGUUACAGAGCUACCGACUUUUAAGUGCCCUGCGUUUACUUUUGAAGAAGUAAUAGUGGUGCGGUGCACUUAAAGUGUUUCAUUUGCCCCCUGUUUAUAAAAUGACUAUUCUAAAGUGCACUACAUACUCCUGAACAUGAUGGAGUGCACUUCAUGCAGGAUUAAGACACAGCCCGUGUUAAAGACUUCCAUAGAUCUGGUCUACGUUUACAAGAUGGCUUCAAAGGUUAGCAAGUGCACUAUAUGCUGCUGAUACCAAGUGGAGGAUUAAAACACAGCCCAUGUGCGAAAUACAGACUGGCCACUUUUAUAACUGUAAUGACUUUCACACACACACAGACACACACACACACACACACACCGCAUGGCCUGUGUCGUGUUAUAGAGACACUGUUUCUGCUCUUCUUUUGUGGCCAAAUGUUAAUCUGCUCUUUUAUGGUUCCUUGUUCGUUCGUUUUUUGUUUUUUUUUUACUUUUUUCUGCCUGCUUUCUUAUUAAAUGUGUCUUGUGUUGUUUUUUUGUUUGUUUGUUUUUUUUUACUAUUAUUUUUAUUUUAUAAUUUUAAGUAUAAUGUUUAAGUAACUUAUUUCACCUGUACAAAACUCCAAAUGUCGAUAUUUAUUAUUAAUGUACAUAUUUCCUUAUUUUUUAUAUAUGUACAUAUUCACAUGAAAUAAAGUUCAAUUCACUAAGCGUGA
Tachysurus fulvidraco (yellow catfish) is the source of this 7560-nucleotide messenger RNA. RefSeq names its product sema domain, immunoglobulin domain (Ig), transmembrane domain (TM) and short cytoplasmic domain, (semaphorin) 4C (gene sema4c). Gene Ontology annotation, biological process: negative regulation of axon extension involved in axon guidance; negative chemotaxis; muscle cell differentiation. The record is from RefSeq and is a predicted model, not a curated record. Gene Ontology annotation, molecular function: semaphorin receptor binding; chemorepellent activity. NCBI's taxonomy places the organism in Eukaryota, Metazoa, Chordata, Actinopteri, Siluriformes, Bagridae. Bases 1240 to 3840 code for a protein of 866 amino acids. The transcript is spliced from 17 exons.